GGGCGGCAGGGGCGGUUCCAAGUGUUGAUUUCACAUUCAGUGACCGGCUACAGCAGACAGGGAUUGUCUUCCAAGAGAAAAUACUGACAACCAGGAGUUUUGGUCUUGCGUUGAGAAUGGAAAAGCACAAAGUGCUGGACCAACUUCUUGAGGAGCUGCAGCUCUUUCUUUUUACCCUGGAGCGGGAAAACCUGAGUUCAGAUGCAGCUGUCCAAAAACGCCUGCUGUCUAACCUGCUGCAGUCCUAUAGAUGCAACAACGGCAAUCUUUCUGGUGGUGAUGAGGAGUACAUCUACAUGAACAAAGUCCUUGUCCCUGGGCUGGAUAAAGACAAAGCUGCAAGAGACAACAGAUCAGAUGCCCUGGCCGAUGGAAUUGCAGCAAAACAUGUCCCCGCCCCACUGAAGAAUCUUCCUGACUUACCAGCACCUAGAACAGUUGGAGUAGUGAGAGAGCCCUUUCCCUUGCCUCCAACCCCAGCCUUCGCCUGCUUGGAGUCUCAGGAAGGAUAUUACGAAGAGGCCCAGCCGUAUGAGGAGGCCAUGAAUGAUGACGGUGAGGCCGUAAGCAGUUCUUAUGAGUCAUACGACGAGGAGGAAGUGACCAAGGGAAAAUUGUCGGCACAGCACCAGUGGCCGUCCACUGAAGCGUCCAUCGAGCUGAUGAAAGACGCACGUAUCUGUGCCUUCCUCUGGAGAAAGAAGUGGCUGGGCCAAUGGGCCAAGCAGCUGUGUGUCAUUCGAGAACAUCGCCUCCUGUGCUACAAGAGCUCGAAGGAGCAGGUCCCACUGUUGGAUGUGAGCCUGCUGGGCUGCAGUGUGGUCUACAAGGAGAAACAGCCCAAGAAGAAGGAGCACAAGCUGAAGAUCAUCCCAAUGGGCGGAGAAGCCAUUGUUCUUGGCCUGCAGAGCAAAGAGCAGACUGAGCAGUGGCUCAAGGUGAUCCAGGAGAUCAGCCCUAAGCCAAUAGAGGGAUCUGAAAUGGCAAACUUUGUAUCUGACUCCCCACGACUCAUCUGCACUAAGGGGGAGCUCAGUGAGAGGUACUCUGCUGCAUCUGAAAGUUGCAGUAGCGCAGAAAGUCACGCUGAUAACCCAGAAUGUAAAGAUGUGAAGAAGAAAUACGGUGCAGGCCUGAAGUUCAGUAAUCUAAUGAACAUUGGCAAGAAGAAGACCUCAUCCUUAGACAGUCCUGAAAAAUGUGUCAACACCUCAGGUUACCUCAACGUGCUGGUAAACAGUCAGUGGAGGAGCCACUGGUGUCUGAUUAAAAACGGCCAGCUGUGGUUCUACCAGGAUAAGGGCAAGACUAAAGCAGCCCAGCAGCCAGUGCCUUUAGAGGGGUGCAUGGUCCUGCCGGACCCCAGCCCUGAUCACCUCUACUCCUUUCGGAUCCAGAUGGAUGGGGCACAACUAGCCACUCUGGAGGCAAAGUCGUCAGCCGAUAUGGGUCACUGGCUGGGGCUUCUGCUAUCACAGACUGGAACAAAGACGGACCCUGAAGAACUCACCUAUGACUAUGUCAACUCUGAGAGGGUCUCGACCAUAGUUAAUGCAGCCAAAAACUCUUUAUACCUGAUGCAAAGCGGGUACUCUGAGCCUAAUACCUACAUAGACAGCCUUUCCCUGGCCUCCCCUGGUUCCGAUGACAUCUAUGAUGAUGUGGCUUCUAUAGAGGCUGAUCCAGAGGAUGAAGAGGAGAGCAGCCUUCAAGAAGAUCAGGAGAGCGCCGAUCAAUGUGGUCAGAAUAGCACCUGGUCAUGCAGUCAAGAUUGCAAUAUGAUGGUCAAUUCAGAGCAGGACACAACAAAUAGGAUCUACUUGGACCUCAUUCCUGUACGCUCAUUUCUCCACACAUCCUGUGGAAGGGUGUCCCCAAACAAGGAGCCACCUUGUUUGUCACCUGCCCACUCAGACGAGCCACAGAACUUCCCUAGCCAGGUUGAUUCUAUCAACAAAUGUGAAUCUGAUCCUCCACCAAGCCACAAUGGCAUAGAUCCUACUGCUGUCAACAGCAGACCUGCCCAAGAGCAACCUCUGUCUCCCAACCCUCUACCACCUCAGCCUCAAAUGACUUCCCUUCUUAGCCAAGACACUCUGAUGAAGGCUAGCACAAAGCACAUCGAGGGCCCCAGCACAAUCACCCUACACUUGCAAAUCCCUAAAACCCAUCCAAGUCCUACUUCUAAUAAUCCUACCAUCAGCAUUCCCCCUCACAGUCCCCAACCUCCCAGAGAUCGGAGUGCAUGCAGUGGGGAACAAAGGAACAAGGUCUUAUCCACAGCCUGCCCCGGGACCAUUGAGGUAAAGCUAGGGAAAAACAGAAUGGAGGCAGACAUGCGGCUGUACAUGGAAGAGCGUGACCGGCUGGAGAGAGAGAGGGAAGAAAUGAGAAGCAGCCUAGCCAACCUGAAGAAGGAAAGGAGGGAGACCAAGGAAAAACUAAGCACCAGCCAAGACCCAGUUCAGCAGGCCUCUCUGGAUGCCUGCCUGAAGCAGAAUGAGGAGGCGUGCCGGGAGGCAGAGCACCGGCGAGUGGAGGUGGAGCUACGAUUGAUGGAGGUGAAAGAGAGUCUAAGGAAGGCAGAGGCGGGGCCUUUCACUUUAGGCACCACAUUGGACAGCAGCCUCCAAGACACACCCAUGGCAAAAGCAUUGUCCAUGGGCCCCCCACAAAUGCUCACGCCCCCGACAAACAAUGGUGACUCCUCUCCGGUCAACUCUGCCACUGCACUAAAAAACAGACCCCUGUCAAUCAUGUCAUCCAACAGAGGAAAUGUUAUGCAGAAGGCUAAGGAAUGGGAGAAAAAAUCCACCAUCUAAGAAUGAUUGAGACUCUCCAUAAUCUUUGAUUACUUUGAGGUUAUGACACAUGAGCAGUUCAGGUAUGUUGGGCAAGGCUGAACUGAGAGGGCUAUGGAGGCUCCACCCAUCUCCCUGUUGUUCCACCUGACGCUUUCCAAAAAGAGACUAGACCAGGAAGGAUUGUCUCCAUAAAAAGCCAAUCAGACUUCCUGUAAAACCGAUACCACUGGACAAUUGUAGGUUUUUUAAACGAAAUUGUUUUUUUAGAGAAAGGCGUUUCAAACAUUAUUUAGUUUUUACCGUUUCACAGAAAUAUUUUGUUAGCAAUUUGAUUAUUUGGGGAGAUUUGAUACUACCCACCCCAUUAUCAGUUCAACCAUUUACAGGCAGAUGCACAGAUAGACCCCCUUGAACUCCUGCCCUUUUCCCCUCAGACUCAAGAAGUGCCAUUUAUGCCCAUCGGUUAUCGGUGCCUGCAUGCUAUGUGCAUGGUGCGCAUCAUUUACUCAGAUGGGCAUGCAAAAUACAUCCAUCACGGAAGUUGACAGUCAUGAGGAAGCCAACAGGCGCUCAAUGUCCAUUCUGCUGCCUGCAUAUACACUCACCUAAAGGAUUAUUAGGAACACCAUACGAAUACUGGGUUUGACCCCCUUUCGCCUUCAGA
Messenger RNA from Esox lucius (northern pike), 3468 nucleotides. It is a transcript of the gene afap1l2, whose product is annotated as actin filament associated protein 1-like 2. NCBI's taxonomy places the organism in Eukaryota, Metazoa, Chordata, Actinopteri, Esociformes, Esocidae. The transcript has 19 exons. Bases 117 to 2822 code for a protein of 901 amino acids. Gene Ontology annotation, biological process: positive regulation of epidermal growth factor receptor signaling pathway; inflammatory response; regulation of mitotic cell cycle. The record is from RefSeq and is a predicted model, not a curated record. Gene Ontology annotation, cellular component: cytosol. Gene Ontology annotation, molecular function: SH2 domain binding; SH3 domain binding.